This is a messenger RNA of Maudiozyma saulgeensis, 3519 nucleotides long. The record is from the annotation of a GenBank genome assembly. NCBI's taxonomy places the organism in Eukaryota, Fungi, Ascomycota, Saccharomycetes, Saccharomycetales, Saccharomycetaceae.
AUGUCAGAAGAUUCAUUACAUACUGCCACAUUCACGAAGAUAAAUGAGUCAGGUACGCAAACUAAAUCACAUCUAACUGUGCUUCUCAAUCCUCUGUUGAAUUCUUUAUUCAAUUGUCCAGAUCCCUCGUCUUUCCCACUGAAAAAGAUAUUUAAUAAGAUUAAUAAAAAGGAUUCCCAAAAAUUUGCAUUAUUAGUCCCACCGUCACACAUAUUGUAUAACUUCAAGGAUGUUCAUUCAAAUACAAAACUUUAUGAUUUAUGUCAUUAUGAUAUUCCUUUUAUGUCUGCACAUAUCAUUCAAUUGGAUCAGAAAUAUAAAAAUUUGAAUCCUUUAAUACAUAGCAAUGAAGUCAAAUACGAUUUUGAAACAUUGAAUAAUCUUUCCCUAAGUGUAGAUUUUAGUAAAAAAUCAUUGUACGUGACUAAUGACUCCCAUAUAGAUAGGAAAUUUAAGAUUUUGAAAGUAACUACAUUGACUAAUUUUAAUGAUUAUUUCCCCGAUAAAUACUAUACUACCAUAUUCAUAGAUCAACCUCUAGUAGACCCAAAGAGAAUAAUACCUUGUGCUUCUUAUUUUAUCAAAAAUCAUUCUUAUUCAAUGGGAACAACUAACAACUUAACUUCUAAUGAUCAAAAAAUAAAUACUUUGAGCCAAGAUAUAUCUCAACACAACAGGGCCACUUUCGAGAAGAUUGUACAUUCUAAUCAGCGAUGGGUACAAUAUUUUAAAGAAACAUUCGAACAAUUUUUAUCAGAUAUAAGUACCACCAAAAAUGGAAAUCCUAUAAAUAACUUAAACGCAUUAUCCAAUACAUUUCAGACAAUGGUAAGUAAUUCAAUAACUAUUGCUAAAGAGGAAAUUCUAUUCAAACCCAUUGGUCCCGAACUUCCUAGGGUGAUACAGGAUUACAUGGAAGAAAAAUUAUACGGUGCUAUAUGGAACGAAUUGCAAACACGGGAAGGGAAUGAGAAGUCUGAAUUAUCUGAGGUAUUUUAUAGUUUAGAUUAUCUUUCGAUUGAUCAACUAGACACAGAUUUAUAUGCAACAGAUUUUCAAAAAUUUAAGUUAUCCCUUAUUGUGAAAUUGGAAAAAAAUUUAAAGCAGGCAAUUGAAAUGUUUAUGAAUUUCAAAAAAACUAACACAUUCUUUGAAAAGACAAAGAUACUGACGCAGACAUUACAAAUUUUAUCGACACCUCUAGAAGACCUCCCAAUUGAUGCGGAUACCCUUCUGAGUUUGUUAGUUUUGGUGAUCAAUAAGACACAGACAAGAAAUUUAAGGUGUCAUAUCCAAUAUCUACAGAAUUUUUAUUAUAGUGACGAUGGCUCUAACCCCACGAAAUUUGGUAUUUUAGGUUAUUCGAUCUCUACUUUAGAAGCUGUCGCUUUCUAUUUGGAAGAUGCUGAUAAUGGAAAGUUUUUACAUCUGAAGCAAGUUCAGGAAACAAAGAUAAAAGAUUUAAUUGAAUUUAUUAAAGAUGAGAGCAAGUCAAAGGAAAUAUUAAACUUAAAUGAAUAUAGAGAUGUGUUAAACUAUAGAACUGAAAAGGGAGAAUCAAUUCUAAGUCUUUGUGUCUCUAAUUUUAAGAUGAAUCUGGUUGAACAACUGCUAGACAAUUUCCAAAAUGAUAUCACUCUAGAUGAUCUAUUAGACGAUACAAAUAUUGAAGGAGACACAUUAUUACUUCAGACUCUUAAACAUGGUAAUCACGACGUCACUGCCUUAUUAGUAAAUAUAUUUUUGGAUAAUUGCACAGCAUAUGAGAUAAAGACAUAUUUAAACAAGCAAAACAAUUCACAGAGAACUGUUGGUCAUUAUCUUUCUGACCAAAGUGAUCUGGUUGAGAAAAUAGGAAAAUAUAUUAAUUGGAGUUUAAAGGAUGUGACUGGGAAGACUCCUUUAUUUACGAUUUUUCGAUCUUACGAUCAGCUUAGUUAUUCUGAAAUGAUAGCCAGGGCACUUAGAGUAGCAAUGCAAUCUCAGAAUGGUUUUAUCUAUAAUGAUCAUACUGAUCCUAAUGGUAACACAUUGCUUCAUAUAAUAAAAACAGACGUGAAACUGCUAUUAGACUCAAAAAUUUUGAUAAACAUAAAUCAGAAGAAUAAGAAGGAUUUGACCCCAUUAAUGGUGUAUCUUAAAUAUAAUAGGGUUGAAAAUAUUAGAAACAUAUUGAACGAUAAAAGGCUUAAUUGUCUCAACCAACACGACACCAAAAAAUAUUUAACAUGUUAUGAAUAUAUUAGAAAUCCGGAAAUUUUGGAGAUAUUUACUAGGUAUCACAUCAAAAAUGCACCUGUAUUCCAGCACUGUAUAUGUCAUUCAUUGAGAAUAUAUUCUAAUCAAACAAAGAAUGGAUUGAUUCAGCCUUGUUCUCUACAAAUUUCAGUGUUUCAGGAAGAAGGUAAACUUUUCAAUAUUUCGUUGAAUAUCAAAGUUUUAAAAAAUAUUCUUAAACUCAUUUUGAAAAAGAAGCCGUUGACGUUUGUUCCAAUAGAAGGUGUUUUGACCCAAAUAAAUUCACUAUUGAAUAUGUCAACUGACAAUUGGAUGAUAAAUAAUCUGACUGCAUUUCAUAGGCUUCAAAAUCGAGAACAAUUGCUUGUAAAUAUGACGAAUUGUCUUGAUACUUUAAUUGAAAUAGGAUAUAUUCCUAAACAUAUUUUCGAAAAUGAUACCAACAUUUUAUUGUGGAUAAAGCAAUCUAAAGAUGAUUUGAGUGUAACACCAAAACUAGAGAAAAUAGUAGAUGUUGAACCUGAAGGAAUCAAUGCCAUAAAACAUUUUUUGAAAUUCAACCUGCAGGAGCUUGCAAAAUUGAAAAACAUUAUAUAUACACUCGAGAAACUUUUGAUAUUUCGAAACUUGAAAAACGAAGAUUGUAAUAUAUCUUUAGAUAACAUAAAGUAUAUUGCACAUGACCUAGAUAAUCAUGUUAUUCGGAAACAGUUUAGAAUCAUAUCAGAUAUCAGUAAGACGGAAAUUGUAAAUGAUAUGAAUGAUAUAUCACUAAACUUUACUCUAGCUAACUUAGAAUUUUACGAAAACAGUAUCAAUGUGUUAUAUAAAAAUAUUGAAUAUUUGCUAGAUCACCAGAUCCUAAAAUGGUGGAAGAAUUACGGUGAGUUAUUAGAAGUUAAUAGGAUGUUAAUGAAAAGUAUGCCACAAUCAUCAAGUAAUGAUAUGAAUUUAUCAGAACCGAAUCGAAAUAUAUCAGAAAGUAUUAAUAGUGGAGUAUUCGGGAAUUUCCUUGAAGGACAAAGGAUAAAAAAUGAACAGAAACUCCUACGAACAUGUCAUGAUAUAUCAUUAUCAAUGAAGAAAUUAGGGACAGAAAUAGCGCAGAGUCAUGAACUACUAGCUGAAGAAUUAAGCAAUUUUAUGAACUUUAAAGAACCUUUCCUGCAAGCUGGAUUUGUUGAGAGGAACAUAAAGGACAAUUUAUAUAACCUUAGCGAAAAUUUACUAUGGAUGACCAAAAAAUAUCAAGUAUACGAAAGUAAAUUUCACAAGGUAUGA